Histoplasma mississippiense is the source of this 261-nucleotide messenger RNA. RefSeq lists its product with no specific name. Lineage: Eukaryota; Fungi; Ascomycota; Eurotiomycetes; Onygenales; Ajellomycetaceae. The transcript has 3 exons. The coding region runs from base 1 to 261 and encodes 86 amino acids. The record is from RefSeq and is a predicted model, not a curated record.
AUGCCCCCAAAACAUGAACAAAAGCCUAGCACAAGAGAAGGUCUCUUGAGGUACAAGGGGAAAUUGACGGGAACAAGGACAAAUAAUGGGGAGUACACGAAACCAAAGACGGGAAUGAAACGAAAAGAAGUUGGUGAUGUAUUUUUGUCUAGGGAAGAGGAGAACGCGAGGCAGGAAAAUAGAGAAAAUGUAAAAAGGGAAAAGGAGCAACAGGCAGGGAAACAAGAGAGAAACCACUUCAAAGAAGGGAAUAUAGUUUAA